AUGUCUGCACAGCAAACUUUUCACAACGAUUCAACCGCUUUUGGCGUGAGUAAUUCAUAUACACCAGGUCCUCGAUCAUCAACUCAACGACCUCCAUUGUUUAGAAAAUCACGCCCACGAAAAACUUCUUUUCAGGGUGACCAAAUAACUCCGGAUAUGCGUCCGGUAUUACAUCUGUUUGAUGUUUUUUCAAGAAAGCUUUAUAUGGAGGGUUACCUAUGUAGACAGGAUAUUUUAUCUAAUAAAGGUAGUCAACCUAAUAGUACUGUAUGGACAGAAUUUUAUGCGGAAUUGUGUGGUCCUAUUCUAAGCCUUUGGAAAAUAGAAAAUAACUCUGAUUCAGGUCAGCUAGAGGUCGUCCAAACUCCAAUUGUUAUAAAUGUAUCUAAUUAUUCCACGGAUAUUUGUUCUUCGGGGUUGGAUGAUGGAUCACAGAGGAAUAACGCGUUUUUACUUAGUGCUGGUCCAGGUGACAAAUUUUAUCUUCAGGCCGCAGAUGAUUCGUUGCUUAAAUUGUGGGUUAGCGCUAUCCGUUUGUCAUGUUAUGAAGGUUCAAGAUUGCAGGAAGUUUACACUGCAACUUUACUAAAACGUACGGGGUUGAGAGAGCUUCUUACUGGUACAGUGUUAGUGAAGGGGAAAUUGGAAGGUUACCUUCAAGUACAGUUCACUUCUACCGAUGAACCGAAAAAAUAUUGGGUAGUUGUGUCUGAUCAUCGAGCUGAGGACAAAAAAAAGAAAGCUGAUUUGGCUUUUACUCGAGGUCAAGCUUUAUUCUACGAGACAAAAAAAUCAAAAAAACCUUUUAUGACACUAGCCAAUGUUCUUAAAACUUAUGCAAUUUACCCUGAAAAUCCUACGAUGAUUGAUAAAACUAUUUCUUUCCGUGUUGAAGGAACCCUUUUUCCAGCAAAGCCAACUGAAAGUAAACCCGGAGAUUUUGUCAUUUUAUCAGCUGAAUCCACUAAUGAGAUGGCAAAAUGGGUGAUAAGCUUUUUCGAUGGUUUCAAAAUGUAUGGUCGACCAAAAGAACUAUUAUAUGAUUUUAAAGAUCCAAUUUCUCCUUUUUUUGCUGUUCCAACUGGGAGAAAUAAUGUGAAGCUAUUUCUUGACCUUCACGAAGUAGAGCACUUAGAUAUGCGUGAACCUUUGGCUGAUGUUAAGGCCGCCUUCGCUGAAGUGUUACGACAAUCAUACCAACAUCAAGAUGGAUCUCAGCAAGCUCUUUUUGUUCUUAAUCAGCAGCAAUCCUCCAAUAUACCAAAAACCUUAAGCUCACCACCACAAAUUGUUACUGAUGGAUUGGCUGAUAAUUAUACACGCCAAAGAGCAAUGUCAAAUGAAUCAACUUCUGGCCCGAGUUCACAAUCAACUUAUAAACUUUCUGCACAAGGUACACCAAAAGAACCUGUACCUGUAUCAUCUCUAGCAAAUGAUGGAUUGACUUCAGGUAAAGGUAAAAAGCCUAAGCAAAUUGCAAGUAGUGACGAAUCGGAAGGAGAUAGCAGGAAAAAUAGUGACCAAUUGGAGAGUGAUAGUGAGGAAUCAGAUAGUGAUGGCGAAAAUGACCAUAAUGAUCCAGCAGUUCUAAAAAAUACACAAGAAAACGCAAAGGUUGCUGAAGAACACAGUGAAAAUAAUUUAGCUCUUAUGGUUGAUGAACAUAUCAAAUUAGGAUCAAGUUUUAAUUCUUUAAGUGGUGGCGAUCUUAUGUUAGAGAUUAUGAGUGCUGUAACAGACCGGAAUGAUGUCAAAUCAUCAGAAGAAACUAAUGAUGUUUUAAAGAAACAAUAUAAACCUAAAAGAAAUGUAUCAUUCAAAAAUCAACAUAAAAAGUCGGGCACGAAUCAUAAGCAAAAAGUGGCACCACUUCCAUCAGAAAGUGAAGAUAAUGAAGAGCUUUCAUCAGUAGGAACAAAUAGCGAUGAAAACGACAGUGACAAUGGAAGCAGUGAAGACAACAUGACUAUGGACAAAAAUAAAGAUAUACAGGUUAAUGUAAACCCAAGGAGUAAAAGACAUACAAGGACGGUUCCUCAACCGUCAGAUAGUAGUGAUAAUGAAGAAGAGGAGUCAGUCGAAGAUCAACAUAAAGGAGCAAUGCACUCACAACCGGUACGGCUACUGAAGCCGUAUGGAUCUAGUCGGUCGAAAUUCCAAGGCCGACGAACGAAAGAAGAAGAAUCAGAAUCAGAGAACGAGGCUCGUGCAGUUCAACCAAUUAAAAAUAAAUCACUUGGUAAUCAAGGUGAUUUUAAAGGAUCUUCACUAUUUAACAAAAAACUAGGUGUCCAACAUCGAGAUAGUUAUCAAUUCGAUUUGCCUAGUGUAGAUGUCAAUUUAAAUUUGGAUUUCGAAUCACUAUCUUUUAAUACAACGGUGGGAGAAAUAAAAGUAUCAAGUACUAAUGACAAAAAGGAGCUUAAGGAAUCAACUUCUGAGGAAGAAACCUCUGACGACGAAGUUAUUAAUAGGACGAAUAAAGUAUUUAAACCGACUAAACGAAAGAAUAAACAGAAGAUAAUAGCCAAUCAAUCAACGAAAUCAAGUGACGCCAGUAGCAGUGAUGAAGAGAAGGAGCCACUUGCAAUAUUAGUUGACGAAGUUAGAUUUAAUAGAUCAAACUUUGGUGCUUCUUCAAGGUCUGCAUCUCCUAAUUAUCCCCCAGGUCAACGAUGGGGCCAAUAUCAAAAUCACAACGGCCAUUAUGUAGAUAACAUAAAUUACCCAUCUAUAGAUAAUAGACGAAACGUUAUGAAUCAUCGUAGUGUCGAAUACUAUGAUGAUGACUAUAGUAGCUUUUCAAAUAGUAUGGGUGGUCGCCCUCGAUCAUUGGUCGGUCCUGGGCAUAUUCCUUCAAGCCGGCGUCGCGUAAGCGGUGGACAAAUGGAUUAUUCUCGUGAAUUUAUAUCUCAAGAUGAAGGGUAUUUAGACGACCGUGGAAAUCUGUUCUCAGCACCCAACCAUUUUCGUCCUAAUAGUCUUCUGGACUCUUUGCCUCAAUCCCAACCUUCUGCACGUGAGCAGGAGCAGAUGGCUCGUGAAACUGGUGCGCCUUUAAUUAAUUUACAAGACAAGCCAAAAGACCCACAAACUGGGUUAGUGGGUGCUAUUACGGCGAGAGAACAACAUAAAAAAGCCAUAGGGUCAGGGCUAUUAGCGAGAAAUGCAGAAUUAGAACGUGAGAGAGCAUUUGAUAGAGAACGCGAACGGAGGCUGAUGGAACAACGUCAGCAGAUGAUGAUGGCAGAAAGGGAAAGAGAUUAUAUGCAUUCGCGUCAAUCAUAUGUUGGUUCAAAUAGAUAUUACGCUAAUCAGCA
Racocetra persica is the source of this 3320-nucleotide messenger RNA. NCBI's taxonomy places the organism in Eukaryota, Fungi, Glomeromycota, Glomeromycetes, Diversisporales, Gigasporaceae. The record is from the annotation of a GenBank genome assembly.